Messenger RNA from Phragmites australis (common reed), 1505 nucleotides. RefSeq names its product transcription factor ICE1-like. Gene Ontology annotation, cellular component: nucleus. Bases 117 to 1217 code for a protein of 366 amino acids. Gene Ontology annotation, molecular function: sequence-specific DNA binding; protein dimerization activity; DNA-binding transcription factor activity. NCBI's taxonomy places the organism in Eukaryota, Viridiplantae, Streptophyta, Magnoliopsida, Poales, Poaceae. Gene Ontology annotation, biological process: regulation of DNA-templated transcription. The record is from RefSeq and is a predicted model, not a curated record. The transcript is spliced from 4 exons.
CAGGCCAAGGCUUCUGCUCUCUCGGGCACAGAGAGAGAGAGAGAGGGGUGGUAGUACAGGCUAGAGAGUUGCAGAAGAGAAGGAUAAGUGAGGAGACGAACGGAGGGGAGGUGGCCAUGAACGACUCGGCGGCGGCGAAGAUGGACGAGAUCGCGGAAGGGGGAGCCGGCGGGGCAGACUGGGCGUACCUUGGAUCGGACGCGAUGGCCGGGGGCUCCUUCCCGGCGUUCCCUUUCCACAGGGACAUCCUCUCCACGCCGGCAUCCGCUUCGAUGCUCCUCUCCAUGGACCCCGCCGCGUUCUUCGACCUCCACGCAGCCUUCCCCUCCUCCUCCGCCGCCGCGCCAGCGCUGCCCGCCUUCCACGACUUCACCUCCUCCAACCCCUUCGACGACGACUCGCAGUUCCUCGGGGCUCCCCCGCCGCCGCCGCAGGGCGAGAAAGGUGAGUUCUUGGUGCCGCCGGCCCCGGCGUUCUCCGGGAUGGGGUGGGACGACGACGAGGAGGAGAUCGAGCACAGUGUGGACGCGUCCUCCAUGGCCGUCUCGGCCUCGCUGGAGAAUGCCGCGGGAGCGGCGGCAGGGGGAGGUGGCGGGAGCGGCGGCGGCGGCAACGGGAGGGCCAAGAAGAAGAAGGGGAUGCCGGCCAAGAACCUCAUGGCGGAGCGCCGCCGCCGGAAGAAGCUCAAUGACCGCCUCUACAUGCUGCGCUCGGUGGUGCCCAAGAUCAGCAAGAUGGAUAGGGCCUCUAUCCUUGGUGAUGCAAUUGAAUACAUGAAGGCACUCCUACAAAGGAUCAACGAUCUUCACAAUGAAAUUGAAUCUGCUCCUAAGUCUUCGCUUGUUGGACCAACAUCAGCUAGCUUCCAUCCGUCAACGCCCACAUUGCAAACAUUUACUGGCCACGUCAAGGAGGAACUUCUCCCAGCCUCAUUCCUUAGCCUUAAUGGACAACAAGCCACGGUUGAAGUCAGGAUGAGAGAAGGGCAUGGAGUCAAUAUCCACAUGUUCUGCCCACAUAGGCCAGGCAUCGUGCUGUCCACGAUGACGGCCCUUGACGGCCUUGGCCUCAACAUCGAGCAGGCGGUCAUCAGCUGUUUCACCGGGUUUGCACUGGACGUUUUCCGAGCUCAGCAAUGUGGGGAUGGUCCUGGACUCGCGCCUGAAGAAAUUAAGGCCGUGCUGAUGCACUGUGCUGGUCUUCAGAAUGCAAUGUAGCAAGUCCGAAAACGGGAUCGCCAGGAUGACCCUCCCCAAGGGAUUUGAUUAGGAAGUGGCAUAACCCGUGGUGUUUAUCAGUUUCUGGGGCAAUUGAUAAGAUGAGGCUCGCCAUCUAGGGACAUGAAUCAUGAGUGAUGAUGUAAUUGUGGAUUUUCUUUGGUGUACUGUCUAUUUUCUCUCUGGUUCUGUGGUGUAAUUGUAUUGUCGUUGUGUGUUAAACCAUCUGGUGAUGAGGUAUAUCAAUUCAGUGUUUUUUUUUUCUUUUGCAUUCCAUGCCGUCGGUCA